AUGGACGACCGUACAGUCGACCUGAUUUUUGGUGGUUCGCUAAAAUCACUCCCACCAGUCAGCUCCAAGAUCGUGAGGAUUUUCACCAGUUCUACUUUCACGGAUACGACGAUGGAAAGGAAUACUUUGAUGGCAAAAUGUUAUCCCAGGAUAAAGGACUAUUGUCGAGAGAAACAUGGAUUGGAAUUUCAGGUAGUAGACAUGCGGUGGGGGGUAAGGGAUGAAGCAACGGAUGACCACAUGACCACAGAGCUGUGCAUGCGGGAGAUUAAGAACUGUCAGCGUUUAUCUAUGGGACCAAAUUUUGUCGUAUUUCUAGGACAGAAAUAUGGAUACCGACCAAUACCGACAUACGUAUUAUCUUCAGAACUACAAAUGCUUAGAGAUGAAUUAGCAGCUGGCGGUGUUGACGUUAUCCUAUUGGAUACUUGGUACAAGAAGGAUUCAAAUGCAGUACCCCCUGUAUCAGUAUUGCAACCCAUAUCAUCUAUACUUGUCAAUUUCAAUAAUAAGAGAGUUCCAAAACUCCAAGCGGAGGAUCAAGCAAUAUGGUGGGACACAUUGACCAAGAUGCAGAAAUUAUUUCGCAAAUCUUCGUUACAACUUUACAACGCGGGCAAAAUCGAUAAGGACACUAUGCACAAUUAUUUCAUGUCAGUAACUGAGAGGGAAGUUAUCAAUGGCGUUCUAAAUGUCAAGAAUACAAAGAACCAUUGUCUGGCUUACGUCCGCUACAUCAAUAACAUCAACCUUCAGAACCUGAAGAAGGCUAGUAACUUCGUUGACAUCCUCAACAGAAGCUUGGACGCAGAGGCCUCAAAGCUCUUGGCUGAUCUGAGAGACGUUAGGUUACCGAAUAAAAUUGAAACGACGAAUAUACAAAAAUAUACUGUUGAGUGGAUUGGACGCGAUGGCUUGGACAAUGAGACUCACGGCGAAUAUCUCAACCAUUUCAUAUCGCAUUUCUAUAAGAAUAUCAUCAAACUCGUUGAUAGAGCAAUGCGCAAGGAAGACAGCAGCGCUCAAGGGCAGAUAGUAACAGAAAUACUGCAGCAUCUCCACGCUUGUAACAAUUCAGUUAAAGUUUUCCAUGGGCGAGAAGACGACCUAAACUUUAUCGAGAACUACAUGACAAACAGUUCGGAUAAACCACUCGUGCUGUAUGGAGAAGGUGGUUGUGGUAAGACAAGUCUUCUCGCGAAGAGUUCAGCGAUGUCCUUAGAUACUUGGUUCGCAGAAGUUCGUCCUACGAACAUUAUUAGAUUUCUUGGAACGACUCCUGACUCCAGCGCUCUUACGCCUACGCUUAUAUCUAUCUGUCAACAGAUCUCCUACAACUUCGCACUUCCAUUUGAAAGCAUCCCUGAUGACCUGGUUCCCCUCACCGCACAUUUCAAGCAGCUGCUGACUCUGGCCUCGCAACAGCAACCUCUCCUUUUGUACCUGGACUCCGUAGAUCAGCUAACGGGUAUCGGUACUGAAAACAACAAGGUGUCAUGGUUACCAACGAGACUGCCACCCCAUUGUAAGAUUAUUGUAACGUGUGCAUGUGAAGAAGCAAAUCCAGAAGUAUCGAAAGAAUAUGACGUGUUGCGGCGAAUGAUUGAUUCAGAAGAGAAUUUCCUAGAAGUCAAAGCCUUGGGAGAGGAUCUCGCGAUGCAAGUUUUGAAAUUGUGGAUGGCGUCAGCUGCAAGAGAUCUGUCUAACUACCAAUGGCGUCUGGUCUCCAAUGCUAUUGGACAAUGUUCAUUGCCUAUAUUUGUCAAGCUGGUUUUUGCUGAGGUUUGUAGAUGGAGGAGUUACACAAAACCUCAAGAUACGCACUUGGCGUCAACCGUUAUGGAUUCAAUUAUGAUGUUGUUUGAGCGGAUUGAAAAACAGCACGGACGUCUUCUAGUCUUCCACGCUCUGGCCUACAUCACUGCAGCUAGGAGUGGUCUAUCGGAGACUGAACUGGAAGACCUGAUAUCAUUAGACGACAAGGUCUUAGAUGACGUUUAUCAGUACCAUCUUCCACCGGUCAGAAGAAUACCACCUUUGUUAUGGACCAGAAUUCGUAACGAUCUCCCAAACUAUCUGUCUGAGAGAGAAGCAGACGGGGUCAGCGUUAUGAACUGGUACCACAGGCAGUUCCGAGACACCGCACGUGAGAGGUACUUCAAGAAUAUGAAUAUGGCGAUGUACUUUCAUUCCAUGAUUGCGGAUUAUUACUUAGGGAUAUGGGGCGGUGGUAUACCAAAACCGUUCAAGUACACCGAGAUCCAACGUCACAGGUUCAAUCUCGCAGAUAAAGAGGGCGUCGCCGAUAGAAAAGUGCCUCUACAGCCUCUUGUCUUUACCUCCGCUGAUGGUUCCUCUAAGAGAUAUAAUUUACGCAAGUUUGGUGAACUCCCAUUUCACCUCGUUCGGUCUAAGCGUUUUACUGAUCUCUACGCUGAAGUUCUUUUCAACUACGAGUGGCUGCACGCGAAACUGAACUGCUGUCCGCUUCAAGCCGUUCUCGCUGACUUCGAAGAUGCCAAGCUACACGUUAAUAAAGAUGCUGUGAGGGAGUUAACGUUGGUGGCGGACGCGCUGCGAUUGGGCGGCGCCAUACUGGGCCAGUUCCCGGACAUGCUGGCGCCGCAGCUGGUGGGCCGCCUGCUGCCCGAGGCGCAGCACGCGGCCGUGGCGGCGCUGCUGCAGCAGUGUCGACGCGUCGGCCGCUCGCACUGCGCGCUGCUGCCCGCGCACCACUGUCUGCACACGCCGGGCGGCCCGCUGAAGUAUUCGCUCGAAGGUCAUCAAUUCGCUGUAUUCGCGUUCCGUCUCAGCUCGGACAAACGUUACGUUGUGUCCAUUUCGAGUCGGGUCAUAUCCUGGGAUCUGUCGACUUCAGACCUGGCCAGAGAUCUUUGUCCGCAAUUAGAGGGUAUUAUGCAAAACCUGGAACUGUCACCAGAUAACAAAUGGGCUGCUGCGUCUACCAAUAAUUCUGUUUCUAUUCUUCUAAAUAUGCUGACCAGCGAAUACAUAACCCUGGAAAAUCCAUUGGAAGAAGGUGAGACAGUGCGUGGUGUUUAUGUUUUGAACCACCACAUGUUCAUAUACGGCCCUAAUUCUUGGGUGCAGUACAGCAUGAGGGGAGAGCUGGAAGAUACCAAGCCUGCUCCCGAUUCAGCACCGUAUGAUGAUGUGCCUUGGGAAAUUCUCUCUAUAGAAUUCCGGGACUUGGAAAACUUAGUCCUAGUGAAGUGGAGCGGAGACCUGGACGACGACCGGCUCCUGGUGCAUUUUUGCAAGUCUGGGACUUGGAUGCAACCUUUAAGGUGUCGUGGCGCAUUCACAUUAAAUAAAUACUGGACUAAGAUUUACACGAGUGACCCCGAAAGAGGAUAUCAGAUUUCGGUAUAUGAAUUAAACGAAGAACAACAAACAUGGAACAAAAUUGAAGAACUGCAUCAUCAAUACACGGACACGGCAGAAGCAAUGCUGCAGUUGAAGAGGGGUAAAAAGGAUCGGAUGUUACUUGCGACAACAACGUAUAGUUUCGUAGUUUGGGAUUUCAAUAAUAUCAUACCAAGAGGUAAUCAUGUAGAUGAUAAGAACAAAGAAGAAGGCGACGAUAAAAAAGGAGAAGAAGAAGAGAAACAAGAUGUACAAGAAAAAGAUCUACGAUUAGAGGGUAUAGUCCUAAAACUCCCUCACACUAUCAGGAAUAUUUCCACAAAAAUGACAUUGUCUAACUCGUUUAUGAUCAGUAAUAAUAACACUUAUGCUGUGGCUGGAGUAAGGAAGAACCUGUACGUCUGGAGUCUAGAAACGACAAAGCUGAUUAAAGUGCUAGAUGCUCACUUUGGUAGAAUUGUUCAGUUGGAGCCCCUAACUGUAGGUGCUUGGAACAACGUGAUCACCUCUUCCAUAGACCGAACAGUGAAGAUAUGGAACAUUGACAAUAUAUUUGAACAAGUCCAUAAGAUCGAUAGACAGGAACUGCCCAUUGAAUCAAUCAGCCUGGCCCGCGAUGUGCCGCUGGCGGUAACUGUGACGCGCAGCUGCUGGGGGCUGUGGGACACGAGUGCGGGCCGCCUGCUGGCGCAGCUCGCCGACGCGCCGCUCGGCGCCAUCGUCACGCACGCGCACAUCACGCCCGCCGGCACGCACGUCGUCACCGCGGAGUCGGGCUGCGUCAUUGUAUGGGACACACAGGACCGACAGGUUGUAUUUAAAGAAGAACAAAAAGGUAUUAAGCAGCUCCUACUUUUAGAAGACGGUUCAAAAUUAAUAACAAUUGAUAUGUUAGUGGCGACGGAUAAUGUUGACAACUUGGCCGUUGCUCACAUCGUUGCUAGGACCAUACCUGAUGGAGAGAAAAUUUAUACAGUAGAUUACGAAGUUCGUGGAACAGGGUAUAGAGCGGCGGUAGUUUCCGCUGAUGAACAUCAUAUUGUGGCUCCGGGAAUGGACAAGUCUUCCAGGGAAUGUUUGCAUGUUUUCCACGCGAGGACUGGUGCAAGGUUACAUAGAAUCCCCGUCAAAAAUAGUGGGAUAAAAGAUAUGCAGUCCAUAGUGGCGUUACCUCACAAGCCCCACUGGGUCGCGGUGAUUGGAAACGACAAGGCCGGUAUAUUGGAUAUCAAAACUAAGAGGCAUGUAAGAUUUGUUCCACGUUGGAACGGCGCUUGCACUCGCGACGGAAAGACAGGGCUGUGCGCGCCGUCUCGCGGGGGACUCGACCUCAUCGAGCUCAAGCGCGGUACCUCUGUGCAGCAACUCAUCUCCAGAGCCGCCGAGGGUGUCUUCUCCAUCAUCACCAUGUUUAGCUCAACCGACCAGUACGUCUUCUAUUAUCAUAGCGGAAGGAAGACUCUGAGAGUAUUCAGAACUGUAGAUGGUAAAGCCAUAGCUGAAUACAGAGCUCCAGCAGAGGUGACUGGAGUUGCGAGCGCGCACGGAGGCAAAGCGCUGGCUAUCGCAUCUCAAGACGGCUGCCUCACUGUACUUAAUAUUGUCGACCCUUACGAAUAA
Molecule: messenger RNA, 5007 nt
Organism: Vanessa atalanta (red admiral)
Lineage: Eukaryota; Metazoa; Arthropoda; Insecta; Lepidoptera; Nymphalidae
Product: NACHT and WD repeat domain-containing protein 2
Exons: 32
Coding region: 1-5007 (1668 amino acids)
Molecular function (GO): protein binding
Source: RefSeq, a predicted model, not a curated record